Carassius auratus (goldfish) is the source of this 1541-nucleotide messenger RNA. It is a transcript of the gene gna15.2, whose product is annotated as guanine nucleotide binding protein (G protein), alpha 15 (Gq class), tandem duplicate 2. Bases 173 to 1273 code for a protein of 366 amino acids. NCBI's taxonomy places the organism in Eukaryota, Metazoa, Chordata, Actinopteri, Cypriniformes, Cyprinidae. The record is from RefSeq and is a predicted model, not a curated record. Gene Ontology annotation, biological process: phospholipase C-activating dopamine receptor signaling pathway; adenylate cyclase-modulating G protein-coupled receptor signaling pathway. The transcript has 8 exons. Gene Ontology annotation, molecular function: guanyl nucleotide binding; G-protein beta/gamma-subunit complex binding; GTPase activity. Gene Ontology annotation, cellular component: cytoplasm; heterotrimeric G-protein complex.
UGCAAGUAGUUUUGUCUGUAGUGAACCUACAGUGGCUCAGUUGAUAGAAACUCUGUUUGGGAAAAUUCCUUCAAGGUGGCACAGCCACGGUUUAUUUGGGAAAAGAUGGAUGUUGUUUCCCUUUACACACCGUAGGUGUUACAAAUAAAGUUACUCCAUUUCUGUUGGAGAAAUGGGUCAUUACUACUUCUGUACAUGUUUCCUCUGCUGCUUGUCUGAAGAGGAGAGGAACGCCGUCUACAUAAAUAAUGAAAUCAAACGCAUCCUUGCAGAGCAGAAGAAAAGACAACGGAGAGAAAUCAAGGUGCUUCUGUUAGGCACAGGAGAAAGCGGAAAGACCACGUUUAUGAAGCAGAUGAAAAUCAUUCAUGGAAGCGGCUACUCUGAAGAUGAUAGACGUAACUACACUAAACUGGUUUUCCAGAAUAUCUUCCAAUCUAUGUGUGCAAUGACAGAUGCCAUGAAAACGCUUAGGAUUCCCUACUCCAACCCACAGAACGAGAUGUAUGCCCAGUGGUUCCAGGAUCUGGAUAUACAUCAAAUAACGCAGCUGCAGAGAAGUUAUGUAGAGGCUAUUCAUCAUCUAUGGGCAGACAAAGGCUUAAAGAUGUGUUACAGUCGGCGCAGAGAGUAUCAACUGCUAGACUCGACUAAAUACUUUAUUGAUAACCUGGACCGCAUUGCAGCUCAAGGUUACAUCCCUUCACCUCAAGAUGUUCUUCAAGUCCGAUUCCCCACGACUGGCAUCACAGACCAUUGCUUUACUUUGGAGAAGAUAACUCUCAGGAUUGUAGAUGUCGGAGGUCAGCGAGGACAAAGGAGGAAGUGGAUUCAUUGCUUUGAAAAUGUGAUGUCACUCAUAUUUCUAGCAUCCCUCAGCGAGUACGACCAACUUCUGGAGGAGAACAACAAGGAUAACCGUAUGGAAGAGAGUUUGUCGCUGUUCUACACAACCAUCCACUCAACAUGGUUUACCAAUUCCUCCAUCAUUCUCUUCCUAAACAAAAAGGACAUCCUGGCCGAGAAGAUUCAGUUCUCUGACCUAAAAACAUACUUUCCUGAAUUUAAUGGAAAACGUCGGGACAUUCAAGAUGCCAUGACGUUCAUCGAGAAUUUAUAUAUACAAAAAACAGUCUCCUUUGAGACAAAGAAAUCCAAAAAAAUCUACUCUCACUUCACCUGUGCCACAGACACCAAAAACAUCCAGAAAGUCUUCAAUAACGUGAAAGACACAGUUCUCGUCCAGGCCUUAGAAGACUUUGGAAUGUUCUAAUGUGCGCCAGACGCACCCCUUAUGGCACUCGGCAUCAGACUGUAUUAAUCCCAAUCCGUGUACAUUCAGAAACACUAGUUUUUUAUGGAAACACGUUUGCAUACUCUUCAGCCAAUCUAAAUUAUAAAUUUUUUUUGUCAUUAUUUAUAACUGACCAUCCAAAAUGUAAUUAUGGGUUAGUUUUGAUGUUCAUAAUAAGUAACCUAUGUUUACAUGUGAGAAAUUGACACUUUAAAUUUACACCCAUUAAAAAUCACUGUGACAUUAA